Molecule: messenger RNA, 4531 nt
Organism: Tribolium castaneum (red flour beetle)
Lineage: Eukaryota; Metazoa; Arthropoda; Insecta; Coleoptera; Tenebrionidae
Gene: ry
Product: rosy
Exons: 10
Coding region: 50-4465 (1471 amino acids)
Molecular function (GO): iron ion binding; FAD binding; xanthine dehydrogenase activity
Source: RefSeq, a predicted model, not a curated record
GUGAGUAUUAGUUGAAAAAACAGUGUCUACUUGCUAUGAACCAGAGACGAUGUCGCAAGAGAGCAGUGUCAACGUUUUAGUGUUUUUCGUUAACGGAAAAAAGGUACGCUGUAAUGCCGCUACCCAAUCCGUAUUUAUCUUUAUCCCCAUGACAUCUGGAAGUCCACCCACUGGCACGGCCCGACCAGCCUCUACCGCAUUUCGGCUAAGGGCGUCUGCUACUUUAUUGUUUUCGCCCCGGUGGUACUCAACGAUAAUCGACAACCAGGUCGACCCUGAGUGGACGCUUCUCUAUUAUCUGCGAAAUAAGCUCAGACUAUGUGGAACCAAACUAGGUUGCGGGGAAGGAGGAUGCGGUGCUUGCACCGUGAUGGUCUCAAAAUACGACAGGAUCAACAAAAAAGUGAUUCAUCUCCCAGUCAAUGCCUGUCUGGCCCCUGUAUGCUCAGUCCACGGCCAAGCCGUCACAACCGUCGAAGGAAUCGGUUCAACCAGAACCAGACUCCACCCAGUCCAAGAACGCAUAGCUAAAGCUCACGGCUCACAAUGCGGGUUUUGCACCCCAGGAAUCGUAAUGUCCAUGUACACCCUCCUGAGAAACUCCCCAAAACCCACAAUGAACGACAUGGAGAUCGCGUUCCAAGGCAACCUCUGCCGCUGCACCGGCUACAGACCCAUCAUCGAAGGCUACAAAACCUUCACCGAAGAGUGGGAACUCAUGCAAGCCAACAGCAAACUCAACGAAGGCACCGGCUGCGGCGGCGGAAACGGCUGCUGCCAGGACAACCCCACUCGCCAGGAGAGCGUCUCCGAGUGCUCUGACACCGGCUCCGACAACGGCUACGGCAACGAAAACGGCUCCGACAACGGCUACGACAGCGACGACAGCUGCGAGAAGGAAAGCGCCUCCGGGGAAAUGGACAACGGUUCCGGGGAAGUCAACGGAGGCGGCACCACCAAGCCCAACGGCUGCGCCAUGGGCUCAAAGUGCUGCAAGUUGCAGCAGGAGGACACCGACGAGAAGGACCCCGACGAGGAGGUCCUGUUCAAAACGAGCGAAUUCACGCCUUAUGAUUGCACCCAAGAGCCCAUUUUCCCCCCGGAACUCAAGCUUUCAGACGAGUAUGACCGGCAGUAUCUCGUUAUAAAGGGCAAGGCGGUGACUUGGUACCGCCCCACCAAACUGUGCGACCUCCUACAGUUGCGAAAGCAACACCCUAACGCCAAAAUCGUCGUCGGGAACACCGAAGUCGGGGUCGAAGUCAAGUUCAAGCACAUGGUGUACCCGGUGAUUGUCCAGCCUGUGCUGAUCCCCGAGCUGUCGCGGAUUGAGAACACGGAGGAGGGCGUGCGAGUCGGGGCUUCGGUCACGCUGAUGGACGUCCAGGGUUAUUUGCUUGACGAGAUGAAGCGACUCCCGGAGGAGAAGACUAGGGUUUUUAGGACUAUAACGAAGAUGUUGAACUGGUUUGCUGGCAAACAGAUCCGAAGUGUGGGCGCGCUUGGGAGCAACAUAAUGACGGGGAGUCCAAUUUCGGACAUGCUCCCGAUUCUGAUGGCCAACGAAGUGGUCCUGGAGCUGCAAAGCGCGGACGGGGGCGUGCGCAAAGUUCGCCUGGACUCGCACUUUUUCACCGGUUAUCGCAAAACCAUCGUCUUACCUGACGAAAUCCUCCUGGCCAUUCACAUCCCUUACACGCACAGGGACAGGUACUGCUACGCCUACAAGCAAGCCAGGCGGCGUGAGGACGACAUUGCCAUCGUAAACGCCGCCGUGAACGUGACUUUCGAGCCCCAGACUGAUAUUAUCUCCGAUAUCAACAUCGCCUUCGGUGGGGUGUCUUUUAAAACGGUCACAGCGCUCAAAACCCGCACUAAUCUGAAGGGACUCCCCUGGAACCGGCAGACCCUAGAACGGGCCUUCGACUACCUCCAGGAAGACCUGCCGUUGGACCCCGGCGCCCCAGGCGGCAUGAUCCAGUACCGGAGGUCCCUAACCCUCAGCCUGUUCUUCAAAGCCUUUCUGGCGAUUUCCCUCGAGUUGCAAAAAUACGUCCCGCAUGUCACAGUCGACCAGCGCGACUUGAGCGGAAUCGAAGGCUUCCACGAGAAGGAGUACAAAAGCUCGCAGUACUUCACAGUAGUACCGCACACGCAGCAAAAAACUGACGCCCUCCAGCGACCCAUCGUCCACAUGUCGGCCUACAAACAAGCCACAGGUGAAGCCAUCUACCUGGACGAUAUUCCCUACUUCGAGAACGAACUCUACCUAGCCUUCGUCACUAGCACCAAAGCCCACGCCAAAAUCCUCUCGAUUGACCCGUCGGAAGCGCUGGAAAUGGAAGGGGUGCACUAUUUCGUCUCGGCUAAAGACAUUGAUAAGAAGCACAACACUAUGGGGUCUAUAGUGCACGAUGAGAGAGUGUUCUAUAACGAGAAGGUGACAAGUCAGGGCCAGAUCAUUGGCGGGGUUGUGGCAGUCGAUCAGAGUACAGCGCAAAGUGCUGCCAGGAAGGUUAAGGUGGUGUAUGAGGAUAUUGAGCCAGUUAUUGUCACGAUUCCGGACGCUAUUAAGUAUAAUUCGUAUCAUGGAAAUGGGCGGCAUAAGCUCAUUGUUAAGGGCGAUAUUGAGAAGGUUUUGAGGGAGGCGCCCCAUGUUCUGGAGAGUGAGUGCCAGAUGGGAGGACAGGAACAUUUCUAUCUUGAGACGCAGUGUGUGCUCGCUGUGCCCAAGAAGGAGGACUGCGAAAUGGAGAUUUAUUCCUCGACGCAGAAUCCGACCGAAGUCGCAGCCAUGUUGGCUGAGGUCCUGGGCAUUCAGCAGAACAAAAUCGCCGCCAAAGUGAAGCGCCUUGGGGGCGGUUUCGGCGGCAAGGAGUCCAAGGCCAUGAUGGUGGCAAUCCCUGUCGCUAUAGCCGCUGUUAAAUUAAACCGCCCGAUCCGGUGCAUGCUAGACCGCGACGAGGACAUCGUCAUGACAGGGGGUCGCCACCCCUUCUUGAUGAAGUACAAAGUAGCGUUUGACGACAACGGCAAAAUCCUCGGCGCCGACAUUAAACUCUACAACAACUGCGGAUACUCAACCGACUUAUCGCCUUCAGUAUUAGAACGUGCAAUGACACACUUUGAGAACUCGUACAAAAUCCCGGUCGUCCGGGUGGAGGGCUUCAUGUGCAAGACCAACCUGCCCUCAAACACCGCCUUCCGGGGCUUUGGAGGCCCCCAAGGCAUGUACGCCGCCGAGUGCAUCCUCCAGGACGUGGCCGACUACCUCCAAAAGGACCCGGUGACGCUCAGUGAGCUCAAUUUGUACAAAGAAGGCGAUUUCACGCACUACAACCAAAAACUGGUGAACUGCACGCUGGAUAAGUGCUGGCACGAGUGCAUCCAGUCGUCAAACUACCACGAAAAGCGCAAGGAAGUCGAGCGGUUUAACCGGGAAAAUCGGUACAAGAAGCGCGGCUUGAGCGUGAUUCCCACAAAAUAUGGGAUCGCCUUCACGGCGCCGCACCUGAACCAGGCGGGUUGUUUGCUCAUAGUGUACGCCGACGGGUCGGUGCUUCUCUCCCAUGGAGGUAUCGAGAUGGGCCAGGGGUUGUACACGAAAAUGAUACAAGUGGCGAGUCGGAUGCUCGAAAUCCCGGUCGACAAAAUCCACACUGUUGAGACCGCCACUGACAAAGUGCCCAACACCUCGCCCACAGCCGCCAGCUCCGGCUCAGACCUCAACGGGAUGGCCGUCAUGGAAGCGUGCAAAGUGAUCAAGGAGAGACUAAGACCGUUCAAGGAAGCCAAUCCCAAGGGAACUUGGGAGCAGUGGGUCCGCAAGGCUUACUUCUCCCGGGUUAGUUUAAGUGCGACCGGUUUUUACAAAACCCCAGAUAUUGGCUACAAUUGGGAGACGGGGGAAGGCAACAUGUUCAAUUAUUUCACGUACGGGGUGGCGUGUUGUGAGGUCGAGAUUGACACUCUGACCGGGGACCACGAAGUCCGAAGAAUUGACAUUGUCAUGGAUUUGGGUGAGAGUCUCAACCCGGCCAUUGAUAUUGGACAAAUCGAGGGGGCUUUCAUGCAAGGGUACGGCCUGUUCGUGCUUGAGGAACUAGUCUAUUCGCCCACGGGAACUAACUACACACGGGGGCCUGGUACUUAUAAGUUGCCUGGUUUUGGGGACAUUCCGGGCGAGUUUAACGUCUCUCUAUUGAAGGGCGUGUCGAACCCCAGGGCUGUUUUCUCAUCAAAGGCCGUUGGUGAACCUCCCCUAUUUUUGGGCAGUUCAGUCCUGUACGCUAUUAAAGACGCCAUAAAGGCCGCAAGGAGGGAAAAUGGUUACGAACCAACCAAAUUCAGGUUAGACUCACCUGCCACUGCUGCAAGGAUACGUAUGGCCUGUCAGGACAACAUUACUUCAAAGUUCAAGGAUCCCGAACCCGGAAGUUUCAAACCGUGGAACGUCUACGUUUAAGUGAUAUUUAUCUAGUUUUAGUCUUAUUUUUAUGGUUUUUACUGUGAAUAAAGAGUUUUGUACGUU